AUGUCUCUAACCUCCGUCAUCGACCCGGAAAAUGCCCCAAACUAUGAGGACAUGGAGAAACAGUUCGCUGUGAGAGCGGUACAACAUAUGACUGUCUACUGGAAUAUCCUCGAAAAGCUACCCGGUUCAAAACUACGCCUGACUCGGCUGGACGACGACAUUCUUGAGCACUUCAAGCGCGAAUUUCCGGACUUCGACCCUGCUCAAGAGAUCGAUGAGGACGCCAUGAAAAGUAAAGAGGGCAAGGAGAAGUGGCGCAAUUUUGCAAUGGUCUAUGAAAAGGGCGAGAAGAAGAUCGAUGAUUACAAUUUCGGCACCAUGCUAAGGAAAAGCCCAAAAACCGAGUAUGGCGAAAAGGAAGCCAUUUUCGUAAUUCGAGCACAGUUCUACGCAAUCGAAAUUGCUAGAAACCGAGCUGGGCUCAACGACUGGAUUUAUGAAAAUGCCCAGAAGCAGCAGACGAAAUCAUGA
Messenger RNA from Cladophialophora psammophila CBS 110553, 471 nucleotides. RefSeq lists its product as uncharacterized. The record is from RefSeq and is a predicted model, not a curated record. NCBI's taxonomy places the organism in Eukaryota, Fungi, Ascomycota, Eurotiomycetes, Chaetothyriales, Herpotrichiellaceae. The transcript has a single exon. Gene Ontology annotation, cellular component: cytoplasm. Bases 1 to 471 code for a protein of 156 amino acids.